Messenger RNA from Portunus trituberculatus (swimming crab), 2071 nucleotides. RefSeq lists its product as uncharacterized. The record is from RefSeq and is a predicted model, not a curated record. Gene Ontology annotation, molecular function: zinc ion binding; nucleic acid binding. Lineage: Eukaryota; Metazoa; Arthropoda; Malacostraca; Decapoda; Portunidae. Bases 1163 to 2053 code for a protein of 296 amino acids. The transcript has a single exon.
UACUAUAGUGUACAUACAUUCACUUGCGUAAAAUAGACACACACACACACACACACACACACACACACACACUUAGUUUGCUUAUCAACAAAACAUUAAAACAGCAUUCCAUACAUGUAGUCUACAUAAUGUUACGAAUGUGUGUGUAUGUGCAUAUGUGUGUUUGCGUGGGCUGGCUUUGUGAGUGUUAGUGCGCGGCGUGAGUGAGCAGUCUGCAAGAGAGCACAUGCAAGGCAAGACUGGGAGAUGCACGCUCUGUUAUUAAGACGUGCUGUUUGCUGCUGUGGUCUGUUGUGCCCGCCCCUGGGAACGCCUGUGGAGUGCCUGAGUGCCCUAUGUGUGUGUGUGGAGGCUGCCCUGUGAUGCACUGUGAACUGAGGACUCAGUAAAGGACGUGAAUAAGCUCUGUCCGGCUGUGCCCGCCACCCACCCGCCAUUGUGUGCCUUAUGCUGAUGUGCUUCUGUGUGCUCCGGACCCUGACAGUGAAGCUGACGCAGCCAGUGAAAGCGGACAACAAUGGGUGGAGAAGGUAACAGUGGUGUCAGGAGUGGGAUUUAGUGUCCUGUGUUUUACCGUACUUGUGGUUGCUUGUGACUGGUUAGUGUGAUGGAGCAUGCUGAGGCUAAUGGCGGUAGUGGUGAGGCUGAGCCGGGUGAGAGGAAGCUCGACCGGCUCGAGCUGAUAACGUCUAUGCUAGCGUCUAUGAAGGCAAAACAGUCAGAACACACACAGCAGUUGAUGGAGGUGCUGCAGUCUAGCCUGGGCUCAUUGAGAGCGGAGGCGCAGGAUUACACCGAUCGUUCCUGCAAAAGUGUGCGAGGUGAACUGGAGCAGAAUCUGUAGGCAGUGAAGAGUGACCUGCAGACGGUGAAGGGCGAGCUGGAGAAGGAACUGCAGUCGCUGCGGGAUGAAGUGAGAGACAUAAGGAGUGAAGCAGUUUGGCGCCAACCGGAUAUGGCAGGGUGCCCAUGGCCAGACAAGGGGUGUUUUGGGAGUGUCGCUUCUGCCCCUCUUGGUGCCGUGGGCGGGGACUGGGGCCUUGUUGGAGCAUCGUGCCCGUAGAAGGCUCCUGGAGGCCCUCCAGCGGCCUCACGGCCUCUGGGAAAUGCAGGUUUGUUGGCGUCAAGUUUCCCACCAUCUUCCCUUGCUUCCCCGUCCGGCAUGGCGCUCGCGCUGUCUUUGUCACCUCCACCCUCACCGCCUCGCUCACCUUUCCUCCGCUUCAAGUCUCGCAAGCCUGCCGAGUACGAUGGUAAGGUAGCCUGGGAGUCCUAUGCUGCCCAGUUUGAUCUGCUGGCGGCUGCACAGGGCUGGGACCAGGCUGAGAAGGCCUUGCAGCUGGCCACAGCUCUCAGCGGUCCAGCGAUCGAGGUUUUUGGCCACCUUCCGCCAAUGCAGCGUGCCUCCUUCCCUGACAUUGCUGAGGCACUGCGUCGUCGCUUCGGGCACCGCCACCAGGCUGAGGUGUAUCGUGCCCAGCUGAAGAAGAGGACGAGGCAGAGGGGCGAGACGCUGUCGCAGCUGGCCCACGACGUAGAGGCACUGGUGAGAAGGGCGUACCCAAUAGCCAUUGAGGAAAUGGUCACCGUGUUGGCGCGUGAUGCCUUCCUGGAUGCCUUGGUGGACCACCAGCUGCAGAUUUAUGUGAGGCAGGCACACCCAGCUGACAUGCAAGUGGCUUUGGCUCGUGCAAUGGAAUUUGAGGCCUUCAUGCAGACCGCGAGCUCCCUGUCUACCUUCGCUCGGCCCCGCAGUGACGUGAGAGGACGCAAGGCUCAAGUGAAGAGCCCGGGAGCGUUCGGCGGGUGGUGCUGGCGAUGCGGUGAGAUGGGGCACGUGAGGGCCCGGUGCCCGAGGGACCGAAGGCCGCGCUCUCUCGACUGGCCUGAUCGUGUCGCCUUUCAGCCCUGCUGCGAGGACUGCGGCGGGGCUGGACACCGCUCCAGCACUUGCCCCAGCCCGAAGGAGGUAGUAUCAGCGGGAAACGACUACAGGCUGAAGGCAGGGUCUGCCUCUCAGUUGGCCAAAACUCCAGUGCCCCGGCUUGUGUGAAGUGUCACUACACCGUUG